Messenger RNA from Pseudonaja textilis, 1657 nucleotides. RefSeq names its product solute carrier family 30 member 2 (gene SLC30A2). Gene Ontology annotation, biological process: zinc ion transmembrane transport; response to zinc ion. The record is from RefSeq and is a predicted model, not a curated record. Lineage: Eukaryota; Metazoa; Chordata; Lepidosauria; Squamata; Elapidae. Gene Ontology annotation, cellular component: plasma membrane. Gene Ontology annotation, molecular function: zinc ion transmembrane transporter activity.
GUCCUCGCCCAGCCGAGAUAAGAGGCGGCGGAGCUGCGGCCCCCGCGUGCUUUUCGGGAGAAGGAAGAAGAAGAGGGCGAAGAGCCGCGGCCGGGCAAGGGCGCACCUGUUGGCAAAGGAUGGAUUGCCCUCGCGGCGGGGUGGAAAAGAGCCACCUGCUUAACGGGGCGGAAAGCAGGUCUUAUUCAGGAGUCUCAGGAAAGGACUUCCACGGUUCCGUGGUUGGCUUUGUACCUGGCCUCUCUUCGCUCGAGCUGGACCUCAAAGGAAACCUGCACUGUCACUCCAGCUGGGCAUCCAGCAAUGGCAACAAUGCUGACCAAAAGCGAGCUCGUCGGAAGCUUUACCUCGCUUCCGUCAUCUGCUUGAUCUUCAUGACAGGGGAAAUUGUAGGAGGGUAUUUUGCACACAGCCUGGCCAUUAUGACCGAUGCAGCCCACCUGUUGACUGAUUUUGCUAGCAUGAUGAUCAGCCUUUUCUCUCUGUGGAUGUCGUCUCGACAGCCUACUAAAACGAUGAAUUUUGGAUGGCACAGAGCAGAGAUUUUGGGAGCCCUGGUGUCCGUUCUCUCAAUCUGGGUGGUAACUGGCGUGCUAGUUUAUCUAGCAGUGCAGAGACUGAUUUCUGGUGACUAUGAGAUAGAAGGAAAUGCCAUGCUUAUCACUUCUGGCUGUGCUGUGGCUGUAAAUAUCAUGAUGGGCAUUAUCUUACACCAAUCAGGACACGGUCAUAGCCAUCACAGUCACAAGGAGGGGACGCAAAAUACUAGCGUGCGAGCUGCAUUUGUCCACGUAGUUGGAGACCUUGUGCAAAGCAUUGGAGUUUUGGUGGCUGCUAUCAUAAUCUACUUCCAGCCAGAAUAUAAAUACGUGGAUCCUAUCUGUACCUUUGUGUUUUCCAUCCUGGUCCUUGGAACAACACUGAACAUUCUCCGAGAUGUUAUCCGUGUGCUGAUGGAAGGUACUCCAAAAAGCAUAGAUUUCAAUGAGGUGAAGACCAUCCUGCUGUCCAUAAGUGGCGUGAAAGCAAUCCAUAGCCUCCACAUCUGGGCUCUAACAGUGUCUCAGCCGGUGCUGUCAGUCCAUAUCGCAAUCAAUAAAGAUGCUGAUGCCCAGACUGUCUUGAAGGAAGCCAGCUGCCAACUGCAAAAAGCUUUUGAUUUCCACACAACAACAAUCCAGAUAGAAAACUAUUCGGAGGACAUGAAGGAUUGCCAAAAAUGCCAGAGCCCCACAGACUGAUCCACUGUUGCCAAGUAAGCUGGAUAUGGAUGUCCAGCCAUGUUAAAGCUGCUACCUCAAAGUAUCCUAAGUGUAACCCUACUUACUGACUCUUUGUGGCUAAAUCCUUCUUCUGGAAUCAUCCAAUUGAAAGUGCAAUUCUUAACUUGUUUGAAAUGAAGCCAAAAGCUUUCUUUUCCUCCCUCCCUCCCUCCCUCUCUCCCUCCCUCCCUACUCCCUGAUUUAUAACAGAAUGGCAGGAAUUUCUUGUCUGUUUAUGUUGCCAUGGUAUCUGCUUUGUGCAUCAUUCCAUAUCUGCUUACUAGACAAGCAUCUCUCAAGUUUUAAUUUCAGUCAAUCAGCACAAUCUUAUAUUCACUAGUUUUAGAGGUCUCAUUACCAUUCUAGAACUAAAACAUGCCAGGCUAGGACCAUUU